UGGAGUUUGCCUCAGCGAUCACCGAACAAAGUACAUGUUAGUUUCAACAACAGCCGCCAUUUCUAUUGAACUACGUAAAUUCACAAUAGAAAAUAUUUAGCAAUUGAACAUUACACGGAACACCAUCUGCCCGUGGUGUGGAGUAUGUACUAGUGUCUGCAAUGAUGUUGGAUUACACUUGAAUGAGAAGCUGACAGGUGAACCUUCAACAGAAUCUGGAAACUUUAUUGUGAAGAAACGGGGGAGUAAAGCGGAGGCAGUACAGCAGGUCUGGGAAAGGUCUGAUGGAUGUACUCGGUGAAAAUGAGGCCCUGCAGCAGUUUUUUGAUGGGCAGGAUGUCAAUGGCGUAUUGGACAGUGCAGCAGUGGACACCAGCAUUCUAGAGCAAUAUCUGAGCAAUGAUAUCGACCCCACUUUUAUGUUACCUGAAUCACCUCCAGAUUCAGGUUCAGAACCUUGUUCUCCUCCACAAAUUCCAGAUGUCCACUUUGGCUCUGACUUAUCUACUGAGCAGCUGGAUCCCGGCUUGCACACCUCAACAGGACAGACUCCCGCUCCUUUCUGUCAUCUUAAAGCUAUAUCAUCCUCUCAGUAUGAUUUGGGAAACUCCAUGAAGCAUAUAAAGACCAUAUCACCUGAUACAGCUCAGAUUGUGUGUGAUUCAUCCUUACACUAUCCAUACAGCAGCCCAGCUGAGAGCUGCAUUCAGACCGCCACACCACCAGUACAGCAUGCUCCUAUAGAUGCAAUCAGAGGCUACACAGAAGCUGCCACUUCCAGCACAUCUCCAUGCCUUACCUCCUUACCUCAUGGUGUAUGUGUGGACCCGUACAUGGCCUCCAAACCUGGCCUGAACGCAGGGCAAAUGUUACCUGAAAAAAAUAAGAGAAAGCGCUCAAACUCUUUCGAUGUAAACACAGAUGACAGCCAAUGGAGAGAGCCAGUUUGGACCAAGCCUUCAUUUUGUCCUGAGAGUGGCACAUGUGAAAUGCCAGGCUAUGACGGUGAUGUCCAUGCAGCAAGUCCAGCAAUGACAUACCAGCUACUGAAAUGGGACCACUAUCAAACAAACCAGUGGAGCAGUCUCUACAACAGCAGCUUCCAAACUAUCCUGCCACCAGGUUACCAUGUGGACACAGAUAAAGGUUUCAGCUACUCGACAGCUGAUGAAGCGUUCGUGUGCCAGAAGAAAAACCACUUCCAAGUCACAGUACACAUUGGGAUGGCUGGAGACCCCAAAUAUGUGAAGACACCAGCAGGUCCUAUGCCUGUUGAUGGCUUCCAAGUGAAAGUCUUCGGAAUCAAGCUUGAGGCUCAGAGCCACCACAUCACCAUCGAGCAGUCACAGUCAGACCGCAGCAAAAAACCCUUCCUGCCAGUCCAAGUAAACUUGCCUGGAAAUAAAAUAACCAAGAUUACGCUCGGAAGAUUACACUUCAGUGAAACUACUGCUAAUAACAUGAGGAAGAAGGGCAAACCCAAUCCUGACCAGAGGUACUUCCUUCUGGUGGUGGGACUUUAUGCUACAGUCAAAGAGAAGAGUUACCUGCUGGUUGCUAACGUAUCUGAGAGAAUCAUUGUCAGGGCCUCGAACCCGGGGCAGUUUGAGAAUGACAGCGAGGCGCUUUGGAUAAAAGGACAGACCCCAGACUCACUGGUGUGCCAGGGACUGGUGGGAAUAAACACUGAUUCCCCAGAUGAGGCCCUGGUAGUUUGCGGAAACGCCAAAAUAAUGGGCACAGUCAUGCACCCCUCUGACAGCAGAGCGAAGGAGAACAUUAAAGAGGUGGAUUCAACAGAACAGCUGAGGAGAAUAGCCCAGAUGAGGAUUGUUGAAUAUGACUACAAACCCGAGUUUGCAUCAAAGAUGGGCAUCAACGAGGUGCAUGAAACAGGGAUUAUAGCACAGGAGGUAAGGGAGCUGCUUCCCACAGCGGUGAAAGAAGUAGGAGAUGUCACGUGCUCCGACGGACAGAAAAUCCCCAACUUCCUCAUGGUGGACAAAGAACAGAUCUUUAUGGAGAACGUGGGAGCUGUAAAAGAGCUCUGCAAGCUUACUGAUAACCUGGAGACACGUAUUGAGGAGCUUGAGGUGUGGAACGCACGCCUGGCCAAGCUGAAGAACCUGGGGAGCAUGCGGUCCAAAAGCACCUCUGCAAAUAAAAAACGAGGAGUCACUCCCCCACAAAAGCCAUCACCACCAAAAACUAGCAAAGAGUGUGUACGUGAGAAAUACCAGUACUGCCUUCAGCACAGAAUAUUCCAAGCAACCAUCAUUAUGCUUGUGGUAACUAUGGCUUUUUGUGCCAUCUGUAUCACCACACUCUACAUGCUCACAUUAAGAGAAGAGAUUGAUUUUGGUUUCAGUAAUUCCAGUGAGCAUCCAAUCUAUACUACUACAACUAUGGCGACUACAGUCACACCUACUUCUUCCCCUGGCCCUUGGCCACCAGACGUUGAUUUCUCUAGCGUGUUUUACUCGGAUGAAGUUUAUUGUUGUCUACAUACUGCAUCAACCAAACACAUGUCUAUCACAACGAGCUCAACUGUUGACCCAGGAUUUCAAAAAACACUUUCUUAUACCAAAAAGAGUCUGACAGCUAAUAUACCAUGGGAAUGGUUACGACACAUCAGUGACUGGACAAACACAACCAUUAAGUCGAUCCUUAUCACUCAAAACCAGCAGGUUAUAGACCACCAUUACAUAGACCAGAAGAACUCCCGGAAAGGGAACUACAGCUAUCGGAUCCCCAUUAGUAAACACAUUCCAAUCAACAUGCCAGUAACCCUGCAGAUGAACACUACUGAGCUGUUAGUAGCUCACCUGUGUGCAUAUGAUCUGAGGGAGGAGUGCACUACUGUAAUGGACUAUAAUGACUAUGAAUUCUACAGAGUACCCAACACACAGGGGUAUGUACAUGAGUGGCCCCUGUCAGUUGCUCGACAUUUACGAUCAUCUUAUCACUUCCGUCUCUCAGUAGCGGGUCAGGCUCACUGUUCUACAGACCCCAACUAUGUGGGAAUUCUGUUUACUGACUACCACUUCCAUUUCUACCGCCGCUGCCAGUGAUGCUGAAUUAACCUUGAUCACACCCUUAAUGCACUCUAAUCACAGAUCCUUCUAAUGCUGUUAAAGCAAGAUUCAAAGUAGAAAGAACUGAUACUGACUACUAAGGCAAAAAUGCACUUCUCACACCAUGGCUUGCAUAUAUAUAUAUAUAUAUAUAUAUAUAUAUAUAUAUAUAUAUAUAUAUAUAUAUAUAUAUAUAUAUAUAUAGCGUGUGUGUGUGUGUGUUGAAGGGUAGAUGUGUGUUAAUUCUUUGUAAUGUAUAUAAUCUGACAAUAGAUGGAAGAAAUAAGAGUUUACAUGGACGGGGAAAAGAAAUGCAACACUUGUGAUCGGAUGAAAUUCAAACCUUGAUUGUGAAAGGAACAAGAAUGAAAAAAAUUAAAAUACACAGUACAAUAGCAGGAAAACAAUAACAAAUGUGAAUAUGAAGAAUAAUUCUCCGGUCUUUCAGUAGCUUGUAGAGUAACUAUAGCAUGGAGAUUUAAUGUGUGUCUGAACGUGCAUGUGUGGGAGGUUCUUUCGUUUCUGUAGAAGGGCUUGAUAAAGUUUCUAGGGAGACAGAGGGUCAAGGGUCAUGAUGACUAAUUUGUUUGUCCUAACAGUCUGCAAAUCCUUAUUGCUGAGAACCUGGCAAUGCUGGCACAUGACAUACCUGCCUGCUAAAUGCCACUGGUCCUUUCCUUUGCCUCUCAGGCCUGUGGACUUUAGCCCAUAUGUUCUGUAAAUUCCUUAUUAGUUUAUGUAAAAUGUCCGAGGUCACAUCUUCUUAUUUUAUAAGAAUGUUUAUAUUUGUAAAAAAGGGUUCGCCUUAUUGUCAGGAGAUUCGAAUCCUGAUGAUGCCACAGCCAUCCAUGAACAAGAGUCAAGGAAGCAAAAUUGGCUUUGCUCUCUCUAUGACCAGCGACAUUGGCCAAUCUCAGGUGUCAUGUAUUCAGAAGACGGCUUAUAGCGCUUUGAGCAUGAGCAGCAGUUUUAAAAAAUUGUGCUUGGUGGCUUCAUGUGUUACUUGUAGUUGUUGCAUGUAAAUGGUGAUCUGGCUGGUGGGUGGCAAGUGAACAAAUUGUGCAGAAAAUUGGGGGGGGAAAACCUAAACAAACAAAAUCUUACACUGAUGCAAAAAGAUCUACAACACCCUACCAUGUACACCAGAAACCUUUUGUUUUCUGUGUGAAAGUCUCUGACCUGAACAGAAUAUUACAGUAAAAUCUGAUAAAUCUUUGUUUCCCAUUGAUCCUGUGUGUGUGUGUGUGUGUGUGUGUGUGUGUGUGUGUGUGUGUGUGUGUGUGUGUGUGUGUGUGCGCGUGUGUGUGUGUUUGUGUGUCUGUGUGUGUGCGUAUGUAUGUAUGUGUGUGUGUGUGUGUGUGUGUCUGUGUGUGUGUGUGUCUCUGUUUGUCUGUGUUUGCGUGUUUGUGUGUGUGUUUGUGUGUUGUGUGUCUAUGUGUGUGUGUGUGUGUGUGUGUGUGUGUGUGUGUGUGUUUGUGUGUGUGUGAGAGAGAGAGAGAGAGAUCAGCAAGUUACACACAGCUCACUACACAAACUUUACUGCUAAAUUUUCCAAUCCUUAAUUAAUAGGUUUCAAUAUUUUAAUGUUGCAUUCUUUAUUAUUAUUAUUAUUGUUAUUGUUAUUAUUAUUAUCAUCAUCCAUGUUUGAUAUCGUUACUCUUGUUUGCACAGCUUGCUGUAUUCAUAGAUUUUUGUAUAAACCCUACUGAGAUUAGAGAAGAAGAAGAAAUUCAGUAAUGAAAUAUUUGCCACAGAAUUUUGUAUUUAAACAAACCACUGUCAAGACAGGAAAAAAAUUUUUUUUAUUUGAAUCAGCUUUUGUGAUAUUAUACUAUAUUAAAUUAUUCAGUUCAUUUCAUUACACAUUUCAUAUUGCUAACACUGUUGUCGUUCUUCUACACCGAAAUGUAUUAUUUAAGUUGUUUCUGAUCCAUUGACCAAUAAAAGAGAAUGAUGCCAAAUAAACUGCAGAAGCAAAUAAGCAAAUAUCUUUAUUAUUUUCUGACACUUAUCAGCAUAGGCAGGAUGAAUGUCACUGCAGACUUUAAACACAAACUUUCAGUUUUCUACACAGUGACUGAGGACUCAUCACCAUAAACACUAUAAACACAUCCAUGCACACUCAAGGAUAUGGUUGGUUAUCAACGCGAGAUAAAGUAUGUCAGAUUUUUCUCACCUUGAAUGUAAUAAAGCAACUUUUGCUUGUAAUACAGCACUCACAGUGUUAUUUAUAGUGUUUCUGGGUAGGAGUCAUUAUUGUGCUGGAAGGUGAAAUUGUUCUUCAUGUUUACCUGUCUAACAGAGGCCUACAGGUUUUGUGCAAAAAUACAGUAGUUUGGUAUUUUGAGAUAACCAUAAUUCCCUCUAUCUUGACUAGAGCACCAAUCCCACCAGAAGAGAAACAGCCCCAUAGCUAGGGAUGAGUAUCGUUAAGGUUCUAACGGUAUUACUACUCUUACCGAUACUGCUUAUCGAUCUGGUACUUUAACUGUGUUCUUAUCGGUACGUUGUGCUGUGUUUUUUUGUUGUUGUUGUUGUUGUUGUUUUUUUAUGAAUAAAGAAACAAAUUGAGACCAGAA
Messenger RNA from Ictalurus punctatus (channel catfish), 5653 nucleotides. RefSeq names its product myelin regulatory factor like. Gene Ontology annotation, biological process: positive regulation of DNA-templated transcription; protein autoprocessing. Bases 285 to 3071 code for a protein of 928 amino acids. Gene Ontology annotation, cellular component: nucleus; endoplasmic reticulum membrane. The transcript has 26 exons. The record is from RefSeq and is a predicted model, not a curated record. Gene Ontology annotation, molecular function: DNA-binding transcription factor activity; sequence-specific DNA binding. Lineage: Eukaryota; Metazoa; Chordata; Actinopteri; Siluriformes; Ictaluridae.